AUUGCGUUGCUUAGUAACGCCGCCAUCUUGUUUUUAGCAGGCGUCUAGUUUUUCGUGUCUGUGAUUUUCCUGCUAAAAUGCCAAAAAAAGGAAAGAAAGCCAAAGGAGGGAAAGGAAAAAAGUCAGGGGGGAAAAAGGGGAAUAAAGAGGGCAAGAAAGCCAAGAAGGAUAACGUUUUGAAAGAUGCUGUCGCUAAUGCGAAGUUAUGGGAAACAAAACUGGAUGCUAUUCAGAAAUCACGACUCGAAUACAGAGAGAAUGCCAAGAAGUUGAUGCUGGAUAAUGACGUACUGCAGCAACAGAUGGCUCAGACGGAGAAGGACACUCUAGAAGUGAUAUCUUUCCUCAAGCAAGAAGACAUAAAAAAGGAUGACCAGGUGUCAAAACUACAGCAAGGUCUAAAAGAAUUAAAGAGAGAGUCAAGAAAAGAGAGGCAGGCCUUAGUGGAUGAGUAUUCGCAGCAAAUUCAUCAGCUGCAAGAAGCAUUGGCUGAGAAAACCAACGAGGUUAAGCUUAUGCAGUCUGAGCUGAAACUAGUGAAAGAGUUCAGGCGAAAAAGAGCCCAGAUGCAAAGGGAAUUGGAUGAGAUCAAAGAGAGUAUGUUUAUGACUGAAAAGAAACACAAGGACACAUUGCAGCAGAUGGAACACAAAUUCUUUGAAGAAAAGGUUAGACUACAACAGGAGGCAAGCAAAAAGAUUGCAGAGCUGGCUGAAAGAGCACACACAGAAGCAAUUAGUAACCUAGAUGAGACAACUCGGUCUGUGUAUAAAGAGAAUGUGAGAGUGAAUGCUGCCCUGGAGUUUCACAUGAAGGAGGGGGAGGAGCUUAAGAAGGAGCGUGACCAUUUACUGGAAGAUAACAAGGAGCUCUCAUCAGAAAAAGAACUAAAUGGGAUGAUCGUUCAGGAAAAAGUAGUCGAGUGCAAAAAACAGAGCAAACAUAUAUCUGAGCUUCAAGAAAAAGUGAAAACUCUUGAAAAGUCUCUGAGCCACCUCGUACGAGAGUUUGAGGAUGAAAGGAACGCAAUUGUACAAGCAACAGAAGACGAGACUCGGAGUAGCAGGGCGGAAAUUGCUCGAUUGCAAAGAAUUGUGGAAUUGAAGACAAAAGAAAUGAACAAAGUGAAGAGACUUGCCAAAAACAUAUUAGAUCAGAGAACGGAAUUGGAGCAGUUUUUCUUGGAUUCCCUGGAAUAUGUAAAGAAUGAAAUAGUCAAGAACAGGGCACAAUACCGACAUGACGCCCAGGCCGUUUAUCAUAACCGCAUGCUGGCAGCUCACGCGGGCCAAGCCGACUACCCCAGGGUACGCACAUUCAAGUCCUCAGACACCAGCACCAAUAACGUGUUCGAGGACCUGCGCGAGGCGGAAAAGUGGAGUGGAAUGGAAGGGAAAGUCGACGUAGGGGACCUCACCUGGGAGCAGAGGGAGCGAGUGCUCAGACUGCUAUUCGCGAAGAUGAAUGGACAGAAAGACAGAAAGAAGAAAAAGAUCCCCGCCCUUGAGCCCACACCAUCAUCAGGUCAGCGACCUAAAGCGCUGGAGUCAGGAGGGCCUGGUGACGAAGAUAGUACAUUUAUCACGCAAGGUGUUUUGACAGGAGGGACUGGUAAUCAGCAGAAAGGAGCUCUUGAGCCCACUCCUCCCGCCCUGCCCCCCUCUGGUAACCCUGUGGCAGGCUUGGUGUCGUAGCCUUGUCAUAGCCGUAGCUAUGAUAAUAGCUUUAAAGGGUGUUAGUAACUUGCAAUGUAUAGACUGGUUUUACUUUGUAGAUAUUAAGAAAUCAUAUGGAAUAUACUGUAAAUAAAGAGCCAAGAAUCCGGUUACUCGGCA
Messenger RNA from Nematostella vectensis (starlet sea anemone), 1835 nucleotides. Its product is annotated as basal body-orientation factor 1. NCBI's taxonomy places the organism in Eukaryota, Metazoa, Cnidaria, Anthozoa, Actiniaria, Edwardsiidae. The coding region runs from base 78 to 1694 and encodes 538 amino acids. The record is from RefSeq and is a predicted model, not a curated record. The transcript has 15 exons.